Teleopsis dalmanni is the source of this 1147-nucleotide messenger RNA. Its product is annotated as alcohol dehydrogenase-like. Gene Ontology annotation, cellular component: cytoplasm. The record is from RefSeq and is a predicted model, not a curated record. The transcript is spliced from 4 exons. The coding region runs from base 280 to 1059 and encodes 259 amino acids. NCBI's taxonomy places the organism in Eukaryota, Metazoa, Arthropoda, Insecta, Diptera, Diopsidae. Gene Ontology annotation, molecular function: alcohol dehydrogenase (NAD+) activity.
AUAUUAUUUAUUUUAAGUAUUAUCAUCUUUAAUGCAUUAUAUUCUCUUUCAACUGUAUAAUGUUAAUCACACUCGGUUGACCUCAUGCAAUGCCAGAUAAACUUAAAACUUUAAGCAUAUAGUGAAAUUUGCACCCAAAGCAUUUCUCAAAAAUUUAAUUAGUACAUUUAGAAGACCCCAACCGUGCGCUUCGUUAGCAUCGUUCUAAAUUUUUUUACAAUUAAUAUAUAUAAUUUUUUUAUUAAUAAAAUUUCAUUUUAUAAAAAUAACCGAUUUGCCAUGAGUUUAAUAGGUAAAAACGUUGUUUAUGUCGGUGGAUUUGGAGGCAUUGGUUUCGCAUGCUGCGCGGAGUUCUUAAAACGGGGAAUUAAUACACUUAUUAUAUUAGAUGUCAACGAAAAUUCUCCAAAGCUGCAACAACUAAACAAACUAAGUCCAAACGCUAGUGUGGAAUUUAUGCCACUUAAUCUACUCAACGGCAGAGUGACUAUAGAACGUAUAUUGAAGACUGUAGUACAUAAAAUUAGAUAUAUCGAUAUUCUAAUUAAUGGUAGCGGUAUAGUAAAUGAUCGCAAACCUCAAUUAUGCGUGGACAUAAACCUGACGGGUUUAAUUGAAACUACACUGGUUGCAGUGCCAAUAAUGAGUAAAAGUGAAAGUGGUCGAGGAGGCUUAAUAGUGAAUGUAGCUUCAGUUUUAGGAUUAGAACCCGGUCCAUUUGCUGCUGUCUAUUCAGCUACUAAACAUGGAGUGGUUGGUUUUACGAGAUCACUUGCGGAUCCACAUUACAAUAACAUAACAGGAAUUUCAUAUAUUGCGAUUUGUCCUGGUGCCACCGUUACUGGUCUGUUAGACACAUUUGUAGGCGUUGAUACGUUUGAGAUGUCAAAGCCCAUAAGUGAAAGAAUUAUUAAAGCAAAAAAUCAGACUGCUGAAGAGUGUGCAGAAGCAAUGAUGCAAGCUAUUGAAAAGGCAGAAAAUGGUAGCGUGUGGAUCUGUGAUUUAGGCAAAUGUGAAAAAGUGGAAAUGCAUAAAUACUGGUCAUAUAUUUUGGAUUAAAACAAAAUAUCAUAUAUCUUUUAAACUUAUGUGAUUGAAAUUGGAUUUCUCUAAAAAAGUAAAAUAAAAUAAAAUUACUUUAAACCAA